Molecule: messenger RNA, 3630 nt
Organism: Colletotrichum navitas
Lineage: Eukaryota; Fungi; Ascomycota; Sordariomycetes; Glomerellales; Glomerellaceae
Exons: 1
Coding region: 1-3630 (1209 amino acids)
Source: RefSeq, a predicted model, not a curated record
AUGGACGACAACGACAACGUCCCCGCCAAGCCCGAGGUGGAGAUCGAGGCCGAGGCCGACAAGAAGGAGGACGCGACGGCUCCCGAGCCUGUUUCUGAGCCUGCGGUCGAAGCUGGCGCGGAGGAAGCUGUGGAGACGGAGCCUGCCGCAGAAUCAACACAUACCGCUGACGAGAAGGAGGAUGAUGUGGAAGUUGAAGUUGAAGCUGAAGCUGAAGCUGCAGAGGAAGCAGAAGAAGAAGCAGAAGUAAAAACUCAAGCUGAAGUAGAAGCCCAAGCUGAAGCAGAUGCCGAAGUAGAAACUGAAGCUGAAGCUGAAGCCGAGGUCGUCCCAGCAGAAGACGACACGCCGACUGCAGACGAGGCCGCCAAUGACACCACACAAGACGAGCCCGAGCAGGCAGAUGCCAAAUCGGAAAAGGAUCUCGCGGAACAGACUUCCGAGCUAGAGCCCGCGGAUCAUGCCGACCCACAGGAGCCCGAGCCCGGGUCCGAGCCCACGCUUGAGGCCGAGGAAGAAGAGCCUCCUCAAGCCGAGUCGGAGCCACCAUCCGAAGAUCAACCUCAAGAGGGGGUUGAGGAGGAGCCGGCUCCGGAAGAGCCCCAAUCUCAGGUCGAGGAAGAAUCCGAAGAGAAAGAACCACCUCACGACGAGCCUGACGCGGAACCCGAGGUCGAGACAGUGGAGCCAGAGGCCGAGCCCGAGGUCGAGGCCGAAGAAGACGCUCAGCGAGGAAAAUCACUCCAGCCGGCGGCUGAAAUCACAUCCACCGCCGACGAGGCAGCCGAGGACCACGAGGAGCCCGCCGCCGUGCAGGGGGCCAGCCGCUCUUCCUCUUCUCUCCGCCGCACCUCAGGCAACACCGAGGCCCUCAUCCACGCCGCCGCCAAGGAGGUCCUUGAGCGCCUCGAGGCCCAGACCAUGGAGACCAUCAGGAACAGAUCGCAUUCCCGCCAGGACUCGGCCGGGUCUACCAACCACGGGACCGAGCUGCACUACGACGUCCGCUCUGGAGAAAGCCGUCGCGAAUCCUACAACACUGAACCUCGGGCUAGCCGCCGUGAGUCGUACAAAACCGAAUCGCGGGCGAGUCGCCGCGAGUCUUACAACACUCAACCCCGAAGCAGUCGUCGCGAGAGCGAAUUCCGCCCUCCUUCUGUACAUGCCGAGGAUGCCGCCGAUAGCUCCUCCCAGCACGGCGACUCGGACGUGUUCAGCGACCGCAGCCCCCGCAGCUCGCUGGGGUCGUUCGACGGCCAUGUCGACUACCACAAGGACGCAAGCCACCGCUCCUCCAAGCGCUCCUCACGCAACAUGCCCGACGACGUGUCCAUCUCCGAGAUGUCCUACUACGAUAAAGAAGAGUUCGUCCCCACCAUCCGCGGCACCAACCGCAUGCCCUUUCGCUCCCCCUCCGAUGUUCGGGCCCUGCAGUACUCCUCGCCGGCCCCCUCCGUGACGGGCUCCUACUCACCGCGCUCCGCCAAGCGCGCUCAGAUACCCACCAUCUCCCGCCUCGGCAGUCCCACCGUGUCCGGGCAAUACAGCACCAAGGGCCGCAAGACGCCCACCCGCUUCAACCCCAAGAAGGAGCCCGCGCCCCUUGUGCUGCUCCACGUCACCCUCCUUCCCCUCCGCUGGCAGUGGGCCGAGAUUCUCGAGCAGACGUCCUCCGACAUCCUGUCCCCCGAGGCCAAGACCCUGCGCGAGGCCUGGCACCACCUCCACGACCGCGUCGCCGACACUGUCUGCGAGCGCGGCAUCCUGCUCUCCCACCCGCAGGAGGACUACGAGCUCCUCGAGGAGCGCCUGCUCGAGGCCCUCGACCUACCCCUGCGCCGGCGGGCCCGCGUCCUCGAGUGCGGCCACUACAUCGGCCCUUCCAACGAGAUGACGCCCGGCGAGGACGACGACAGCGACGAGGAUGAGUACGACGAGGACGCCAGGAGGAGGAGCGGCGCGCUGGUCAAGACCCACUGGUGCCAGACGUGCCGCCACGACAUCCGCUACGAGUCGCUCGGCCCCGGCAAGAUCUUCCGCAUCAAGGUGUACGCCAGCAACGGCCUGAUGAGAACGGGCGCCUGGGCGGCCUGCUGGAAGGAGAUGGAGCGCGUCGACGUCGAGAUCGAGCCCAUUGUCGAGUCGGCCGUCCUGGACGAGCUGGAGCGCCUCGUCUUCGCCCAGUCGCAGCAGCUGCAGCUCGUCAAGCACGACCCCGCCAUCCUCGAGUCCACCGAGGGCAGGGACAUGCCCGAGGACCGUGGCAUGUCCGACUUCGACCACGGCAUGCCCUCCAUGGAACGCGACAUGCGCUCCCUGGACCGCGGCAUCCCCGCCCUGGAGGAGCCGCCGCGGCGCGAGCCCUCCCACUUGGAGGAGAACAACCUCCUCGAGCCCAGCUACGCCGAUCGCGAGGCCCACAUCGCAGCUUCUUCGCCCUCCCCGGCUGCCGGCGACGCCCGAUCGCCCUCUCCUGCUCCCAUGCCCCACUACGACGAGAGCGAGGAGCGCCGCCUCCGCGACGAGGAACGCAUGCGGGAGAUCUACGGCCACCCGCCGCCAUCCGAGUCCCAGCACCACGAGCCGGCCCCCGAGCCCCCCCAUUCGGAGUCGCGCCACGAGUCCUUUUCGGCCCAGUCCCCGCCGCCGCACCCUCCCUCCCCUGCUCCCCAGCAGCAGCAGCAGCAGCAGCAGCAGCCCGAGCCGCAACAGGCGCAGUCCCAGCAAUAUCCGCCCCACCAGCCCGCGGGCCCGGAGGCGGCCUACCCCCCGCGGCCGCAGGGUUUCCAGAACGCCGGGCUCGGCGAGCUGCUCCUCGAGGCGGCGCGCGUCUUCAUGCAGGACAAGAAGAACCUGGCCAUCGUGGUCAUGAGCCUUCUCGUGCUGUUCAUGGCGGUCCGGCCCGCGCCGAGGGAGGUCAGGGACUGGGACGGCAAGUUCGUCGAGCACCUAGCGCCCGUGGUGUCCGAGCCGCCGUCGACGGCGUCGGCGGCGCCUCCGUUGAUGGAGACUGUCCAGGCCGUUGUCGAGUCGGUCGCGUCGUCCGAGGAGGCCCCGGCGCAGGUUGUUGUUGUGCAGUCGACGGCCCCCGACGUCGAGGCUGCCGAGCUCAACGAGGUCCCGGUGGCGGAAGCAAUCGCUUCUGUCGCCAAUGAGCGGCCUGCUCAAAGUACUUCGGCGACCGCCACGUCGCAGACAUCUGCUGUGGAAGAGGAGACGCCCUCGCCGGCGGCGACAUCGUCCUCGUUGUCUGAGGAGGUGAUGGCCCCCGCGGCCCCUACCCCAGUUCACGAGACCAUCGUCACUAGGGAACUGGUCCGUAUCAUCGAGACGGUGACGGAGACGGUCAGAGCUGUGAUUACCGAGACGGAGGUCGUCAGGGUCCAGGCUACGUCUAGCGUAGUGCCUGAGGUCCUUGUUGAGGAGGAAGCUGCUGCUGCUCAGGCGGAGGCGCCUCUCGAAGAUGCUGCCGCCAAAGAGGCCUCCGCCGCCGAGACGGCUUUGCUUGUGGAGGAACCCGUGACCGAAGAGGCCCCAGCCACCGAGACGGCUCUGCCUGUUGAGGCGACUGUGGACGAACAGGUCGUCAAAGACCAAGAUGUUGUGGAGGACGAGCACGACGAGCUCUGA